CUAAUCUGAUUUUCGCCCUCUCGGUCCAUCGAUUCCCUCGCGGCGAUUCAUGGAGGCAAUCUGGUGUGUUGUGCAGGAAGAACAGGGUGAGCCUGAUCCAAAGUUGAAGAUAAUUGAGCGCCCCGUCGAAGAUGGUGAUGAGGAGAAGAAAUGCGGCGGCGGUGGUGGCGAGGAGGAGAAGAACGGCGGCCGAGGCGACACCGUGGAUGAGGAGGACAGCGAAGACGACAUGAGUGAUUGGGACGAGGAGGACAGCGAAGACGACAUGAGUGAUUGGGACGAGGAGGACAGCGAAGACGACAUGAGGGGUUGGGACGAGGAGGAUGGCAACCCGUAUCUGCCAGUCAAGUGGCCCUGGGAGUAUCCGUUACAUACUUGCCCUGAAGGACAAAAUUUUACACUGGAGGAAGCUAAAAAAAUAGUUGAAUCUACCUGGGAAAGGAAUGGUGACCUGCUCUCAGAAUGGUGUGACCUGUUUAACAACAACACGACUCCUUUGCCUGCGUUGCCUCUACGUGUUCUUCCAAGGGUAACCAAAGACUGUGUUUCUGGAGAUGACUGCUACCAUGUGCAGUAUUGGACGGGAGAUACUGAUGAAACUGCACUAGAUCAUCCGUAUUUCAUACCCUGUGAGAUGAUGCAAGUGUUCUCCCUUGGAUUAUCAAGCCCUCUUGCUCGUCCUAUUAAUAUUUAUGGGCAUUUUUCUGUUCGUGAUGCCUGGGAACCACUCCGCAACUAUCUUUUUAAUCGCUCAAGAAAUGAUCCAGCCAUGAUUUCUCAGGGUUGCUCUUUCCUGCCACUUUGUAGCCCAUGUCGUGGAAUAUAUGUGUGUCCAUAUUUUUUAAUGGAUGUUAGUCUUUGGAUAAAAGAGGAAGAAGGAUCUCCUGACACACCGUUGUUUAGUGGGUAUGUUGAAAUCGACACUUCUUUUGCUGGAUUUGGAUCCGUCCUGAUAGGACGGUUUCAGGGCGAAGUUUAUGGCUUGGACAUGAUAUUUGCUUUGCUAGGUGACAGCAUUGAGACUGUUAUAGAGGUAAAGGCAGAAGCAAAACAACCAUCAGACGUGAGAAUUAGUGCCUCAACUAGUGGGUUUGAUGAGGAGAUUUCACUAUAUGAUGGCAAAUUUUGUGGAAGUGGGUCAAUGUUCAAGCAUAUAGUGGCUGUGAAGAAGCAAGAGGAAUUGCACAUUGUUUUGAAAAUGAAUGAGUCUACAUACAAAUGGACUUUUAAGGCUGGAAUUGGAGUUGUUAUAGCACCUGAACACCCAGUUUCCGGUUUUACUCAGUACUUUGUCAUGAAUGUGUCUUUUAGAACAAAGGGCAAAGCAGCAUCAGCUUGGCAGUGGAGUUGCAUAUGCAAUGACGUUCGUGUAUCGAAAAUGUGUCUAGAGUAGCAGGUGCGAACAAGUGCCAUCUGAAGCUCAGUGUCAACUACUGAACCAUGUAAGGUGUAGAGGACCCAACUUUGUGUGUUGCGAGUCGAUUUCUGUACUUGCCAAUGGACGAUGCACUCUUGUUUUAUAUUUUCUCCAAAUGAACUCUAUUUUCUUAUUGCCUACUCAUUAGAAAGAGUGUUGAAAUUGCAAUCCAAAUGUACUGCUCCCGUUUAUUUCGUAUCUGUUCCGCGGUUUGUGCGUGGUUGGUACAGCCCGGUGAUCUUCUCACUUAA
Setaria italica (foxtail millet) is the source of this 1668-nucleotide messenger RNA. RefSeq lists its product as uncharacterized. The transcript is spliced from 4 exons. Lineage: Eukaryota; Viridiplantae; Streptophyta; Magnoliopsida; Poales; Poaceae. Bases 50 to 1393 code for a protein of 447 amino acids. The record is from RefSeq and is a predicted model, not a curated record.